Plasmopara halstedii is the source of this 1323-nucleotide messenger RNA. Its product is annotated as equilibrative nucleoside transporter 1 isoform x1. The transcript has 2 exons. The record is from RefSeq and is a predicted model, not a curated record. Bases 1 to 1323 code for a protein of 440 amino acids. Gene Ontology annotation, biological process: nucleoside transmembrane transport. Gene Ontology annotation, molecular function: nucleoside transmembrane transporter activity. Gene Ontology annotation, cellular component: plasma membrane. NCBI's taxonomy places the organism in Eukaryota, Oomycota, Peronosporomycetes, Peronosporales, Peronosporaceae.
AUGGAGCACAUUUCUGGGGUCAUGUUCGCGAUCUUCUUCUUCAUCGGCGUUGGAUCCUCGCUACCAUGGAACGUAUUCAUUACAGCACAAGAUUAUUUUCAACAUCGUUUAGAGGGAACUGCCUACGAAGACUCAUUUUUAAACUGGUUCAGUAUGGCCUUUAACGUCAGCACGCUGAUGACAAUGCUAGUCCGAACGAUUGUCCUCGCUGAGCGCAUGGCAAGCGCCAUUCGAACUGUUUUCUUCUCGCUUAUCGUCAUUAUGAUCAUCAUGUUCAUGCAUUGUACCUGGACACGCACGCCCGAAUUUCAUGGCUAUCCAUUUUUUCACACAACCGUAGUGAGCAUCUUACUGGUUGCUUGUGCGUCCACACUGAUGCAGGAGGGUUUACUGCGCAUUGUUUCGACCUUUCCACCUCAGUAUACACAGGCUGUAGUUAGCGGACAGAGUUUCGCUGGGUUGGCGGUAUCGCUGUCGAAUUUUAUCAUUUUGUGGGCUGAUGAGGCUUUUGCCCGGCGGUUUGACGCUUUGCACGCUAGCCCUGAUUUGUGUGCUCUAUUGUACUUCGUCCUCGUGUUCAUAACGCUGGUUCUAUGUCUAUUGACGUUCGCAAUUCUCACGCGGAUGUCACUCUUUCGCUGCUAUUCGAGUCCUGAUUGUCAGGAAAAAUAUAUCAACGAUGUACCAAGUGAGACCGACACGAUGGAUUCCAUCGACACUUCACCACGAAUCCCCCUACUAGAUAAAGAAAGUGGAGGAUCAGAGCUUUCGAACAAGGUCGAUGUGAUGGAAGUCGCCUUUACGAUCCGAUUCUAUGCUGCCGCUACUUUUUUCGUUUUUAUCGUCACACUAGGCGUCUUUCCUGGCAUAACGUCUGCGAUCAAGUCAAUGGAGCCGAAAAGGGAUCUGUGGUCCAACAAACUCUUCACACCAUUCACGCUCAUUCUAUUCAACAUAUCAGACUUUAUAGCGCGUCUCUCUGCUUCAUGGUGGCCACGACUGGGACAGAAAAAUGUCUUCUUAGCCAGUAUUGCUCGCAUCAUCUUCUUUCCCCUUUUAAUGCUGUGCAACCUGCGAAAUAAGUCAGACACAGUAAUCACGACGGUAAUUUUCCGUAGUGAUGUGCUGGCGAUGUUGUUUAUAGCCGCAUGUGCCUUCUCCAACGGGUUGCUGUGCACUCUCGCAUUCAUGGAAUAUCCAGAUUUGUUUCGUAAGCCAGCCGAAAAGGAGAUAGGUGGCAGCAUUAUCUUUUUCGUCUUGUCCAUCGGCCUUACAGCAGGAUCGAUUAUGUCUUUUGUGUUGAAAGCGAUGUUGAAGCAAUAA